Messenger RNA from Saitoella complicata NRRL Y-17804, 1158 nucleotides. Its product is annotated as concanavalin A-like lectin/glucanase. The transcript has a single exon. Bases 1 to 1158 code for a protein of 385 amino acids. Gene Ontology annotation, molecular function: hydrolase activity, hydrolyzing O-glycosyl compounds. Lineage: Eukaryota; Fungi; Ascomycota; Saitoellomycetes; Saitoellales; Saitoellaceae. The record is from RefSeq and is a predicted model, not a curated record. Gene Ontology annotation, biological process: carbohydrate metabolic process.
AUGCGCGAACGCUGGGUCUCCGCAUUCCCCCUCAUCGGCCUCGUCAUUGGUAUCAUUGGUUCCGCGUUCAUCACAUGGCGCGGAGUCUCUAUUUUACCCAACAAGAACCUCUGUCUCGUAUUCGAGGAUAACUUUCAGGGUGAUACGAUCAACAGCACGAUCUGGUCCCACGAAGUCCAAGUCGGCGGAUUUGGGAACCACCAAUUCGAAUGGGCAACAGCCGACUCCUCCGAAUCAUUCGUGGCGAACGGGUCACUGUACAUCAUCCCCCAACUCACCGAAACCGUCGUCCAACCCGCCGAUAUCACAGACGGGUACACCCUCAACCUCACCUCCCUAGGACAAUGCACCUCCACCAACUCCUCAGACUGCGUCAUAACCUCCAACUCAACCCUCGGCACGAUCCUAAACCCCGUCCGCUCCGCAUUCCUCACGACGAAAAACACGCACUCGAUUCGGUACGGCCGUGUCGAGAUUCGCGCAAAGAUGCCCGUAGGAGACUGGAUCUGGCCGCGAAUCUGGAUGUUACCCAAGGACAACGUCUACGGAGAUUGGCCAGCCUCAGGCGAAAUCGACAUCCUCGAGUCCCGCGGAAACGACAUCACAUACACCGGAAACGGGCGAAACUGGAUGACCUCGACCCUCCACUGGGGACCUUCCUCCUCCUACGACAGAUACUGGAAAACCCGAAACGUCCGAAUGACGGAGCAGACCACCUUGUCUGCCGACUACCACAAAAUCGGAUUCGAGUGGACGGAUAAGUACAUGUACAUGUGGCUCGACAACCGUAUACGACAAGUCAUGUUCAUCGAUACCUCCGCCAAUGCCAAAACCUUCUGGAACCGUGGUGAUUUCCCCGAACGUGAUUCAGAUACUCAGGAACUCCUCGUGAACCCCUGGACAGAAGGAACGCAUUCCGCGCCGUUCGACCAAGACUUUUAUUUGAAUAUCAAUGUUGCGGUUGGUGGGACGAAUGGUUGGUUCCCAGAUGAUGUUGGUGACAAACCGUGGGUUAACACGGCACCGAGUGUCGCUAUGAGGGAUUUCUGGAAUAAGAAGGACGUGUGGUAUAACACUUGGCCGAACAGUACUGCGAGGGGUAUGGCGAUUGAUUCGGUGAAGAUGUAUAAGAAGUGUAGUGCGUACACGACGGAUUAA